Penaeus monodon (black tiger shrimp) is the source of this 1073-nucleotide messenger RNA. Its product is annotated as carbonic anhydrase-related protein 10-like. NCBI's taxonomy places the organism in Eukaryota, Metazoa, Arthropoda, Malacostraca, Decapoda, Penaeidae. The record is from RefSeq and is a predicted model, not a curated record. Gene Ontology annotation, molecular function: zinc ion binding; carbonate dehydratase activity.
GCGCUUGGGUAAGUUUGGGUUCAGUUGGCUUCGAGCCGUCGGUGAAGAAGGACGUGGCUUCGCGCGUCUCCGGCCCCGAGCGAGAGGUUGCCGCUGUUUGUCGUCAGCGUAUAUCUUCGCUCGAUAAAAAAGAAAAGAAAAUAAUAUUUGACUCUUAAUUUACUGUUGUUUGUCAUAAAAAAGAGGAAUAUCGUGUUAGAUUUUUCUUCUCUUAGUCAUUUUUAAACGAAUCAUAAAAACUGACGAUGGAUUGAAUUGGAAAGGUGAGAAGAAUUUACCUGGCUUCCUGGUAAGAAUAUAAACAAUACCGAAAUUUGAAGAUUUCAGAAUUCGAAAUAUCUCUGCGUGCCUGCAACAGUAAUCUCAAGAGACGCCUGGCCAUGAAGGGACAUCUGGCCAGAGUCACCAUCAUCGCUUCGCUUCACCUGGUCGCAGCGAAUUACCAGCAAGAUUCAGCUUUACUUCUACAACAGCGACUUGUAUCAGAAUUUUAGCCAAGCUCUUGACAAGCCCAACGGCGUCUUGGCAGUUUCCGUUCUUCUGAAGGUUGGCUGGCGCCCUAACCCCGUGUUGAAGAUCUGGAUGGAUCACAUACACAUGGUUCCACACAGAGGGAAAUCCACCAAGAUCCACUUCGUCCCAGUGAGAGAACUCUUCACGUCAGACAUGUACCUUUCCUAUGACGGGUCGCUCACCGAGCCCCCCUGCGAGGAGACGGUCACCUGGGUCGUUCUCAACAAGCCGGGUUACAUAACGGCGGACCAGUUAUGGCAACUUCAGUCCUUACGUCGCGGGACGCACGGGCAAGCUCUUCCAAUAACGGGGAACUUCAGACCAAUUCAGCCCUUGCACAAGAGGGCUAUAAGAACUAAUAUUCCUCCUUACACGCUGAAAUGCUCUGCGCUCAACAGAACCAAUCUUUAUCAAGCCGCCGACUACCUUGGCACGUGACGAAAACUGGGCGCGAAACACAUACCCCCGCCCGCAUUAAGCCGCCCACCGCAUCCCGCCCGCAGUGUCCUCGCCUCGCCCCCCCGCCCCCCUCCGUCGCCCUAGACUGUCGAGAGGUCGAG